GGGUGGAACAACCAUGGCCGCCGAUUUGGGGGACCCCAAAACUCCCCCCGCGCCCCCAAAACGCUUCUUCCGUAAGAGCGUGGAGGUGCUGGAGGAGGAGGAGCGGGGCGAGCGCGGCGGCGACCCCGGCCCGCGGGGCGACCCCCGGCCGGGCGGGGGCGAGGAGGAGGAGGCGGAGAUGAAGGCCGUGGCCACCUCGCCCGGCGGCCGCUUCCUCAAGUUCGACAUCGAGCUGGGGCGAGGAGCCUUCAAAACCGUCUUCAAGGGCUUCGACACCGACACCUGGGUGGAGGUGGCCUGGUGCGAGCUGCAGGACCGCAAACUGACCAAGGCGGAGCAGCAGCGCUUCAAGGAGGAGGCCGAGAUGCUCAAGGGGCUGCAGCACCCCAACAUCGUCCGCUUCUACGACUCCUGGGAGUCCUCCCUGCGCGGCAAGAAGUGCAUCGUGCUCGUCACCGAGCUCAUGACCUCGGGCACCCUCAAAACGUACCUGAAGAGGUUCAAGGUGAUGAAGCCCAAGGUGCUGCGCAGCUGGUGCCGGCAGAUCCUGAAGGGGCUGCAGUUCCUGCACACCAGGACGCCGCCCAUCAUCCACCGCGACCUCAAGUGCGACAACAUCUUCAUCACCGGCCCCACCGGCUCCGUCAAGAUCGGCGACCUGGGGCUGGCCACGCUCAUGCGCACGUCCUUCGCCAAGAGCGUCAUCGGGACCCCCGAGUUCAUGGCCCCCGAGAUGUACGAGGAGCGCUACGAUGAGUCCGUGGACGUCUACGCCUUCGGGAUGUGCAUGCUGGAGAUGGGCACGUCCGAGUACCCCUACUCCGAGUGCCAGAACGCCGCGCAGAUCUACCGCAAAGUCACCAGCGGCAUCAAGCCGGCGAGUUUCCACAAGGUGUCGGACCCCGAGGUGAAGGAGAUCAUCGAGGGCUGCAUCCGGCAGAACAAGGCCGAGAGGCUGUCCAUCCGGGACCUGCUGGACCACGCCUUCUUCGCGGAGGACACGGGGCUGCGCGUGGAGCUGGCCGAGGACGACGCGGGGCUGGAGGCGGCGCUGGCGCUGCGCCUCUGGGUGGAGGACCCCAAAAAGCUCAAGGGCAAGCACAAGGACAACGAGGCCAUCGAGUUCAGCUUCAACCUGGAGGCCGACGUCCCCGAGGAGGUGGCCUACGAGAUGGUGAAAUCCGGGUUCUUCCACGAGAGUGACUCCAAGGCCGUGGCCAAGUCCAUCCGGGACCGGCUGGCGCUGGUGAGGAAGACGAGGGAGAGGAGGCAGGCGGAGAUCCGGGGGGGCCCCGAGAUCCGGGGGGGCCCCGAGGGCCGGGGGGGCCCCGAGAGCGAGGACACCGAGGUGGAUCAGCACGUCAGGCAGCAGCUGCUGCAGGAGCAGCCCCCGCCCGGCCCUGCCGAGGGGCUCCCGGACAGUGUCCCCCCGCCCCCGGACGUCCCCUGCGGUGUCACCGCGGCGCCCGAGCGGCUCUGGGGGUUCCCCCAGGGACCCCAGGACGGGGCGUCCCCCCCCGUGCCACCGGCGGUGGCGCAGGGGACAGAGGGGACAGCGGAGGAUGGCACAGGAGGAGCCGCCACGGAGCCACCCGGGCCUGCAGCCAGGCCCUGGAAUGUCACCAGGUCCUGGGAUGUCACCAGGUCCAGGAAUGUCAUCAGCCCAGGGGGUGCCACCAGGUCCUGGGAUGCCACCACAGGCAGUCCCCACCGUGCAGCCACAGCUGGUGCCAGGGAUGUCACCAGCCCCAGGGAUGGCAGCUGUGGUGGGGAUGGCACCAGCUCUGGGGGUGCCACCACUGUCCAUGAUGCCACCAGCCAUGGGGAUGUCACCGGCCCCAGAGAUGCCACCUCCAUCCAUGAUGCCACCAGUCGUGGGGAUGUCACCAGCCCCAGGAGUGCCACCCGCCUCAGAGAUGCCACCACAAUCCAUGGUGCCACCAGCCAUGGGGACAGUCACCAUGCCACCAGCCCCAGGGGUGCCACCAGCCCCAGGGAUGCCACCAGCCCCAGAGAUGCCACCACCAUCCAUGGUGCCACCAGCCAUGGUGAUGCCACCAGCCCAAGGGAUGCCACCAGCCCCAGAGAUGCCACCACCAUCCAUGGUGCCACCACCAGCAGAAGGGAUGCCACCAACCCCAGGGGUGCCACCAGCCCAAGGAAUGCCAGCUCCACCCAUGAUGCCACCAGCUGUGGGGAUGCCAGCAGUCCAAGGAAUGCCACCUCCAUCUGUGAUGCCACCAGCCAUGGGGGUGUCACCAGCCCCAGAGAUGCCACCACCACCCAUGAUGCCACCAGCCCAAGGGAUGCCACCAGCCAUGGGGGUGUCACCAGCCCCAGAGAUGCCACCACCACCCAUGAUGCCACCAACCCAAGGGAUGCCACCAGUCCAAGGAAUGCCACCUCCAUCUGUGAUGCCACCAGCCCAAGGGAUGCCACCAGCCAUGGGGAUGCCACCAGCCCCAGAGAUGCCACCACAAUCCACGAUGCCACCACAAUCCAUGAUGCCACCAGCCCAAGGGAUGCCACCAACCCAAGGGAUGCCACCAGCCAUGGGGAUGCCACCAGUCGUGGGGAUGUCACCAGCCCCAGGAGUGCCACCCGCCUCAGAGAUGCCACCACCACCCACGAUGCCACCACCACAAUCCAUGCCCCAGAGAUGCCCCCCCCGUCCCCAGUGCCACCCCCGCUGCCCCCCGGCCCCGAGGACGCCCCGGUGGCCGCCGAGGCCGCGUCCCUGCUGCGUGUCCCCGAUGUCCCCGAGGCGCCGGGGCCGCGCUGCCGCCAGCGCCGCGCCUCGUGCCAGCGCUCCGCCCGCUUCCAGCUCACCGUGCUGCAGGUGUCCUCGGCCGGGGACAACACGGUGGAGUGCCAGCUGGAGACCCACGACAGCAAGAUGGUGACGUUCAGGUUCGACGCGGACGGGGACGCGCCCGAGGACAUCGCCUGCUACAUGGUCGAGGACAAUUUCCUGCUGGAGGGGGAGCGGGACAAGUUCGUGGAGGAGCUCAAGGCCAUCGUGGCUCAGGCCCGGGAGCUCCUCGGGACCCCCGCCCCGGACCCCCAGGUGGGACCCCUGGAGCCGCCGGCGGGGGCAGGGGAAGGGCCCCCCCAAUCAUCGCCCGUGGGGCGCUGGAGGUUCUGCAUCAACCAAACCAUCCGGAACCGAGAGGCCGGCGGCCCCGGGGGACCCCCGCCCCCCAGCAGAGCCCUGGGGACGUCCCCCCAAGUCCAGGGGACACUGGAGAGCGCAGUGUCAGCGCAGGACGGGCCGGGGGGGCCGGAGCCGGGGGUCCCCAAAUCCCAGGACCCGGGGGUCCCCCAGGAGCAGGGGCUGGCUGUCCCCGAAGCCGAGGAGCUGGGUGUCCCCCAGGUUUUGGGGACAGCUGUCAGCGGCCCCCAGGAGGCGGCUGAAGCCCCGGGAGCAGAGAGGAUCGACUCCGAACCCCAAAAUCUGGGGGCUCCCCAAAGCCCGGGGCUGGCUGUCCCCAGCCCGUGGCAGCAGGAGGGACCCGGACACGAGGCUGUCCCCGGAGCUGAUGGGCACCGGGAGCCCGGGGACACAGAGCCGGGUGUCCCCCAGGGACAGGGGACAGUCACCGGGCAGGAGGGACCCGGGGACGCGGGGCUGGCUGUGCCCCACCCCCCCGGGCCGGACGUGUCCCCAGAGCCAGGUGACCCCCAAGGACAGGGGGCGUUGGAGGGACCCCCGGCAGCAGAGGCCGCGCCCCCCGCCCGCGCCCCGCCCGGGGGCUCCCCGGGGUUCCCGCUCUGCCCCCGCCUGCGCAGCCCCCGCAAGGGUUGGGGGCGCCGCCUCCGGAGCUGGGCCCGCCGCCUGCGCCCCCCCAGCGCCGGGGGGGACCCCCACUCAGAGGAGCCAGAGGAACUCGGGGACCCCCCAAGGCGAGGGCACUGCCAGCCGCCCCCCGAGCCCCCCGAGGCCGAUUGGGGGGGCCCCAGCUCGGGCAGCGAGAGUGGGGGUCUGGGGGGACCCCCGCACCCCCCCGGAGCCCCCCUGCUGCCCCCGGGGUCCCCCGAGACCCCCCUGAGCAGCGACGGCGACUCGGAGCCCGAGGACGAGGCGCUGCGGGAGCAGCUGCGGCGGCUGCGGGAGAAGCACAUCCAGGAGGUUCUGGAGCUGCGGGCUCGGCAGGACCGGGAGCUGCGGGAGCUGCAGCGGCGGCUCCGAGCCCUGCGAGAGGCUCGGGGGGACCCCCCGAAAUGGGGAGGGGGCUCCGGGACCCCCCCCCAGCGCGGCCUCGGGGGUCCCCGCGGCGGCCUCGGGGGGCCCGGGCGCGAGGGAGGGGCCGGGGAGUGA
This is a messenger RNA of Oenanthe melanoleuca, 4318 nucleotides long. RefSeq names its product WNK lysine deficient protein kinase 3 (gene WNK3). Gene Ontology annotation, biological process: protein phosphorylation; negative regulation of sodium ion transport; positive regulation of sodium ion transmembrane transporter activity. Lineage: Eukaryota; Metazoa; Chordata; Aves; Passeriformes; Muscicapidae. Gene Ontology annotation, molecular function: ATP binding; potassium channel inhibitor activity; chloride channel inhibitor activity. Bases 14 to 4318 code for a protein of 1434 amino acids. The transcript has 20 exons. Gene Ontology annotation, cellular component: cytosol; cytoplasm. The record is from RefSeq and is a predicted model, not a curated record.